GGGCCCCAGACUGGGUGGAGCAGCCACACCUGCCUGAAGUUUUGAGGAAGAGGGGCGGAAACAUGCUGCCCUCGCGAUAGGCUCUGCGGGCCCCUGCGGUCGGCUGGUGGCAGUGGGUCCCACAACUUCUUCACUUCCCCAAAUGGGCAAUUUCACUUUCAGAACCCCGGAUCUUUCCCCACCAGACCCAGGUGGCCCUUCUUGUGCCAGCCUGGGGCCCUGACCUUGGAUCUCCAGGGUGCCCUGGUCCCCAGGGAGAGCCCUGCUGGGCCUGUGACUGCCCCAGCUGGAUGGAGCCAUGCCUCCUACGUACCUGCUGCUGCUGCUGUGGCUACCGGGUGGUGUCUCAGGUACCCCAGCCGAGAGCGUGUACACCAGGGUGCGGCACCUGGAGGGGGAGACUCUGUCUGUGCAGUGCCCCUACACGAACCGCAAAAACCGCAUGGAGGGCAAGGUUUGGUGCAAGGUCAGGAAGAAGAAGUGUGAGCCUGGGUUCACCCGGGGCUGGGUGCAGGGGACCCGCUACUUGCUGCAGGACGAUCCCCAGGCCAGGGUGGUCACCAUCACCAUGCAGUCCCUCCGGAGCCAGGACUCGGGCCGAUACUGGUGCAAUGCGGAACAGCUUCCCGGACACUCUCCCACUACUGAGAGAAACACCCCUCUUACGCAUUGGACCAACAUCCUCAAGAGUGGGAUUGUGGCCCCUACCUCCGGCCCCGCCACACCUUUCCCCACUGGUUUGAUCCUGUUCACAUCUGGAGCCCUCGCCUCAGCCAGGCUCUUGCCCUCCACUGCCUCAGGGACCAUCAGACCGACCUCCAGAACAGGCUACAGCUUCACCGGUACCCCCACCUCCAACCCCAUGGGGCCAGGGAGGACAGUGGGGUCCCAGGCAGUGAGAACCCCCGGCAAGGCCAGAGCCUCCUCUGCUGGCCCAGUGUCCACCUCCACCGUGUCUCGACACCUGAGUCACCAGGUUUGCCCACCACAGGACUGUGUCCACACCAGCAGAUCUCUUCUCAACAACCUCCCCACCCUCUCCCAUCUCCGCAGGCACCAGGACUUGGACCCCACUGUACUUGUGGGGGUGCUUAUCCUCCUCGUGCCCAUGAUGCUCGUUGUGCUCUAUGGGUUUUGGAAGAGGAGACACGUGAGAAGCUAUAGCAUGCCCAGUGGCCCUGCCAGACCUUGGAGGAACAUGCCUAGAAGACUGGAGUCCCCGCGGAAGCCUGCCUGGUCUGAGACCACCUCACUGUGGUGUGGGGGAGCUUCUCCCAGCAGGGCCCAGGGCCCAGAGGAGGACCUGCCUGGCUUGCGGCGAGGUUGGGGUGUGAGGACUUGGGUCAUGCUGGAAUCAGGCCUUCCCAGACCAAUGGCUGUAGUCCACCCUUACCGGGAGGCCAGCAGCCCGGCCCAGUCAGGGGUGACAUCCCCUGGGCCCUGAGUGUUCUCCUGCUUUGCCAGGAAUGUGGGGAGGGGCCCCAGAGCAGAGAGCACUAGGCAGGAAAAAGGGAAAAGCUGUGGAAAGGACUCUGCCCAGAGCCACGGACCCUGGGGCCUAGUGGCGUGGCAGAGGAGCACUGCUAGUUCUGUUCUUCAGGAGGAGAACCAAGCUCCCGGUGGCCUCAGAGCCUCUUACUAGCAAGCCAAGGGGAGGGGAGGGCUGGGCAGCUGGGCUUCCCUCUUCCCACCUGGGAACGCUGGGUCCUCAGCCUCACUCAGCUCCCCUCCCCUGAGCCUGGGGAAGAAAGGGCUCAUGAUCCCCUGAGGGAGUCCACGUCCCAAGGGCCCCACCCUGGAGAAAGAACAGAGACUUGGGGCUGGGGGUGCCCCAGGGGUUUGCAGCAGGAGAUACCAGAGCUGUCCAGGGCACUCCCAGGCAUGUGUCUUUCGGGUCUUGCCUCAGCUUGUCCAUCGUGUCCUGGGAGCUGCCAAAGCUCAUGCAUCCCUGCUGCCCCCACUGGCCAGCCCCUCCUGAGAAAGCCCCUGGGGCUGAGCUUGGGGGCUCUCCUCCUCCAGUUCCCAUCUCCGGCCUCCAGGUCUGGCUCAUGGAGGGGACUGAGAGGCUGAACCCUGGGUGCCCAAGACC
Molecule: messenger RNA, 2089 nt
Organism: Choloepus didactylus (southern two-toed sloth)
Lineage: Eukaryota; Metazoa; Chordata; Mammalia; Pilosa; Megalonychidae
Gene: TREML2
Product: triggering receptor expressed on myeloid cells like 2
Biological process (GO): T cell activation
Cellular component (GO): cell surface
Molecular function (GO): signaling receptor activity
Source: RefSeq, a predicted model, not a curated record